GCCACUUUCACCGUGAACCGUGGCUGGUAACAAAAAGUUCUGCCUUCCUCCACCGCCAAAAAUUUCGUCCUGCCUGCGAGGCUACGGUCUUGGAAUUUGGCGAUUGCAAGUCCCCCACUACUGUUGAACGCAAAACACGCUGUUGAUGCUGUUCUUGUUUCCCUUUGCAACGUUGUGAUGUGCGCGCGGUCCUGAAGCUUAUUGAAGCUUUACCUGCUGCUUCUAGCAGUCCUUUUUACUCGACGCCAGCUCGAUCGCCAACGUCAUCAUGAACAUUUCACAGCCAAUCUCGUCCGACGUGGACAGCGUCGAGUUCACGUUCUUGUCUCCCAAGGAGGUCCAGGCAAUAUCAGUAAAGCGCAUCGAAAACGACAGCACCUUUGACAAUCUAUUGAAUCCGGUGCCUGGAGGUCUUUACGACCCUGCCCUUGGCUCGUGGGGUGAUUCGCCAUGCGCGACGUGUAACCUCAACCAGAUCAAUUGUCCAGGACACGCAGGCCAUAUUCAACUGCCGGUGCCCGUCUACCACCCCGUCUUCCUGGAUCAAGCAUACCGGCUCCUUCGCGCAGCUUGCGUCUACUGCAGAGGCUUCCGGCUGCCUGCCAAAGACCUACAUGCGUAUAUCUGCAAACUGCGACUUCUACAAUAUGGUCUGAUCAACGAGGCCCACCUCGUCGGAUCAAUUGGCGAGAAUGAUCUGGGCUUCAAGGGCAAGGAGUUCGGCCUCGAUGUCGACGAAUCUGCAAGUGAGGCUGAGGAGGAGGGAAAGGCCUCAAUCAGCAAUGUCACACGAGCGCGCGACAAGUACGUGGAAGCCUGUCUGCGCGGCAUCAAGACAAAGAGGGGCGAAGCGAAGCGCGGAAAACAUGAGGGCGCCAUCGAGCUGCGACGCGAAGUGAUCAAGGAAUUCCUGGCAGAGAUCACCAAGAAGCGGGCUUGCGCAAGCUGUGGAGGAAUCAGCCCCACAUACAGAAAAGACAAGUUUGUCAAAAUCUUUGAGAAGUCGCUCUCGGACAAGGAAAGAGGCAAGAUGGCGCAGAGGGGUAUGAGGCGACACGAUGCAAUGGCUCGGGUUUACCAAACACAGCACCAGGGGAAACGGAAACCCAACGAGCGCCGUAACUCGGACGAAGGAGUUGCUGAUAUCGAAUCUCCUGUUGCCGAAAUGGAAGAGGAUCUCGCCGAGACGGAGCACGACGUCGCCAUGGCAGACAUUGAACAAGUCAUGGCCAAUGAAAUGCAGCGAUACAUCACACCCAUGGAGGUGAGGGCCCGUUUGACGGAGCUCUUUGAGAAGGAGCAGGACUUGCUGUGGCUUGUAUACAAUGCCAGGCCAGCCUCGAGAAGCUCGCCGCCAGUGUCACCAGACAUGUUCUUCUUGACACACAUCCUCGUGCCGCCAAACAAGUUUCGCCCUGAAGCACGAACAGGCGAUUCAUCCAUCGCCGAAGCGCAGCAGAACAAUCUGUACAAGAACAUCUUGAGGGGUUGCAGCAGAAUCGCCUUGAUCCAUAACACUUUGAGUGAGGGCCGCGGCGAUAUCACCCAGCUGCACUCGGCUUGUGCUGAGCUCCAGGAUUCGGUCAACUCUCUGAUCGACAAAGACAGGAACCCGGUCCAAGGCGCAGCUGCAGCUCGCAACGAAGACGGCAUCAAGCAGCUUUUGGAGAAGAAAGAAGGUCUCUUCCGCAAGAACAUGAUGGGAAAGCGUGUCAACUACGCAGCCCGCAGUGUCAUCUCACCAGACCCAAAUCUCGAAACCAAUGAGAUUGGUGUUCCGCCUGUCUUCGCCAAAAAAUUGACUUAUCCCGAGCCAGUCACCAGCCACAACUUCAGGGAUAUGCAACAAGCUGUCAUCAAUGGAGUCGACAAGUGGCCGGGCGCUUUCGCUAUCGAGAAUGAGAAUGGUCAGAUUGUCAGCCUACGCAACAAAUCAGUCGACGACCGUAUCUCCCUUGCCAAUCAGCUCUUGGCCCCUUCGAGCAACACUGCUGCCAAGUUGAGGAACAAGAAGGUCUACCGCCAUCUGACCAACGGCGAUGUCGUUCUGAUGAACCGUCAGCCAACGCUCCACAAGCCAUCCAUCAUGGGUCACAGGGUGCGCGUUUUGCCUGGAGAGAAGACCAUUCGCAUGCACUACGCCAAUUGCAACACGUAUAAUGCUGACUUCGACGGUGAUGAGAUGAAUAUGCAUUUCCCGCAGAAUGAAGUCGCCCGAGCUGAGGCUCUCCAGAUUGCAGAUACAGACCACCAAUAUCUCUCUGCGACCGCUGGCAAGCCGCUGCGAGGUCUCAUCCAGGAUCAUAUCUCUGUCUCCGUGGCACUGUGUAACCGCGACACUCUGUUCACGAAAGGUGACUACCACUCCCUGGUAUACAGCGCGUUGAGGCCUGAGAGCGGUCACAUUCUGGGUGAACGGAUUCAACUCAUCCCACCGGCCAUCAUUAAACCUGUUCCACGUUGGACCGGCAAGCAGAUCAUCACCACCAUCCUGAAGAAUAUUCAGCCGUUGAAUUGUGGUGGCUUAUCAAUGGCCGGUGACAGCCAAAUUCGAGGUGAACAGUGGGGAUCCAAGGAUUCUGAGGAGGCCAGGGUGUUGUUCCAAGACGGUGUGCUCAUACACGGAAUUCUGGACAAAUCGCACAUUGGCCCCAGCGCAGGUGGCUUCAUUCACUCGAUACAUGAAGUGUAUGGUCCUGCGGUCGCCGGCAAGCUCCUCAGUAGCUUGGGGCGCCUGCUCACAAGGUACCUGAGUGUGCGGGCUUUCUCUUGCGGAAUGGACGACCUUCAGUUGACAGAGCAAGGAGAGGCAGCAAGGAAAAGGGAACUCGUAGCUGCUGACCACGUCGGGCUCAAGGUAGCCUCGGAGUACGUCUCAGUGCCAGACUGUCAAUCGAGCAAGGACCCCCUUCUUCUUGAGCGCCUAGAGGAGGUUGUCCGUGACGAUGACAAACAGGAGGGACUGGAUCUUCUUAUGAAUGCAAGCGGGCAGGACAUCACAGCCAAUGUUCAAAAGGCCUGUCUCCCUGAUGGUCUGGAAAAGCCUUUCCCCCGAAACCAGAUGCAGGCUAUGACUACUUCUGGUGCCAAGGGCAGCCGAGUCAAUGCUUCACUCAUCUCCUGCAACCUCGGACAGCAGGUCUUGGAAGGCCGACGAGUGCCAAUGAUGGUCAGCGGCAAGACACUGCCCUGUUUCAGACCUUUCGAGACUCAUGCUCGCGCCGGCGGCUAUAUCGUCAACCGCUUCCUCACUGGUUUGCGACCGCAGGAAUACUAUUUCCAUCACAUGGCUGGUCGAGAAGGUCUGAUCGACACAGCUGUGAAGACGUCGCGCUCCGGCUAUCUGCAGAGAUGUAUCAUCAAGGGCAUGGAGGGGUUGACCGUCGGAUACGACACGACCGUUCGCGAUGCCGAUGGCUCAAUGGUACAGUUCCUCUACGGCGAAGAUGGACUCGACACAACGAAGCAAAACUAUCUCAAGGAUUUUGGCUUCAUCCUCAACAACGUCACAUCAGAAGCUGCCCAACUGAGGUACACUCCACAAGUCGGCGAGCGCCUCGGAGGUCAGAAAGAAGACAUCGUCAAGUACAUGAAGAAGGCUAUCAAGCAUGCGGGUGCGUGCAAUGCUCGUGACCCGAUCACUGCUGCGUUCAGCCCUGCUACUCAUGCUUUCGCAACUUCGGAGUCAUACUACGAGGCCAUGACGAAGUAUGUGAAGGACAACAAUGAUGGCCUCAUUUUGGACAAGAGCGAAAAGUCAAAGAAGAAGGCAGGUCUCAACAAGAAGAACGCCGAGAUGCUCUUCGCUAUGAAAUACCUCCAAUCGCUUGUCGAACCCGGAGAAGCUGUUGGUAUCGUGGCUGGGCAGUCCGUCGGUGAACCAUCCACGCAGAUGACGCUCAACACUUUCCAUUUGGCCGGUCACUCGGCCAAGAACGUCACAUUGGGUAUUCCCCGUCUCCGAGAAAUCCUCAUGACGGCAAGCAAAUCCAUCUCCCGACCAGCCAUGUCACUCUAUCCAAUUAGCGAGCUCAGCAAGGAUGAUGCAGACAUUUUCGCAAAAUCCAUCAGCAUUUUGCCUCUGACUUAUGUCCUUGACAAAGUUUCGGUGCAGGAGAAAGUGGGCCGUGGGCGUGGCCAUGCGACUGCGAAAAUGUAUACCAUCAAACUCAAGUUCUUUCCGUCCGCGGAGUAUACCAAGACGUAUGCUAUCGAGGUCGACGACGUCAUGGGAGCCAUCGAGAAGAGGUUCCUGCGGCAUCUGUUGACACUUGUGAAGAAGGAGUUGCGCAGGCGCAAAAACGAUGCUCUGGAUGCGGCGGCAAUGAUCGGUCAAAGCUCGGGCACGGUCGAGACAGCUGCUCAAGUGACCCAAGCAGACCGAGGCGAAGAUGACGAAGAUGAUGACGAUGGGGAUGGCGACGCCACCAAUGCCAAACAGCGAGCCAACAGGGGCGAGGACGUUUCCUACGGGCCCAACGACGAUGAAGAUGACGCGCUGGUGCGCGCAAUGGAUCGGGAGGAUGCUACGGGCGAGAAUGAUGAUGACGACGAAGGGACCAGCAAGGCUCCGAAGAGGCCUCAUCACCGCGCUCAGGAUGCACAAGACGAUGAAAGCGACGAAGAUGCUGACUCGGACGAUCUUGCCGAAGAGGAAGGAAACGCGCGGUCAGAUCGUGUGCUGAACGCAUAUGACGAGGUGCAUGCUUUCAGCAGUGAUGAGAAAGACGGCGCUUGGUGCGACAUUUAUCUUGAGUACCCAGGCUCCACGCCCAAGCUCCUCAUGCUCAGCCUUGUCCAGGCUGCAAUCAAGAAGACGGUUGUCCAGCAGAUCCCGGGCGUGGGCUCUUGCACGCUUGUCGAGGAGAAGGACAAGUCUCUUGUCAUCCAUACCGAAGGCACAAAUCUCCGAGCUAUGCAGAAGUACAGCGACUAUAUCGACCCCAACCGUAUCUCAACCAACGAGAUUGGCGACGUGCUCGAGGUGUAUGGAGUGGAGGCAGCUCGCGGCAGCAUCGUUGCUGAGCUCGCUGGUGUCUUUGGCGGCCACGGAAUUAAGGUGGACAAUAGGCACUUGAACCUCAUCGCCGAUUACAUGACCCGAAACGGCGACUUCACUGCUUUCAAUCGCAUGGGUCUAAAGGGCAAUGUCAGCCCUUUCACGAAGAUGAGCUUCGAAACCACACUGGCAUUCCUGAAGGACGCGGUGCUUGAUGGCGAUUGGGACGAUUUGGCAACGCCCAGCAGUCGCCUUGUUAUGGGCAGGUUGGGCAAGGUCGGCACGGGUGGCUUCGAUGUCUUGACGCAUCUGCCACAGCACAUUGAUGAUUCUCACGGCGUCCGGUAAAGUAAAGUAUGUAAAUAUUGUAUUUUGUUUUGCUUUGGAGGAAGCGCAGUACCGACACACCGAUUAUUUCCACAUUUGCUUGACACAGACCGGCGUGAUUCAUCAGGGAUGAGAGUCGCUCUACAUCAUGAACGCAAUGAUUCACAUCAGUUGUGACUGGCUGAACUCGGGCCGUUGCGUCAGAUAGAUAAUUUGUUGUCGGAACCUCGUGAACCUCGGCAUCGGGUAGCCUCGAUCGCCUUUCCCCGCAUG
Molecule: messenger RNA, 5599 nt
Organism: Emericellopsis atlantica
Lineage: Eukaryota; Fungi; Ascomycota; Sordariomycetes; Hypocreales; Bionectriaceae
Exons: 2
Coding region: 269-5347 (1692 amino acids)
Biological process (GO): DNA-templated transcription
Cellular component (GO): RNA polymerase I complex
Molecular function (GO): DNA binding; DNA-directed RNA polymerase activity
Source: RefSeq, a predicted model, not a curated record